AAGAUCCUGGAUCAGCUGUUUGCUGACGAUUACCCCCCCCCCCCCCCCACACACACACACACACAUCAUCCACUGAUAACAGCGAUCGCUAAUACGAGAACCGGGUACCGGAGUACGUCCUAUGAAGAUUGAAGUCAGGUGCACAGCAGCUUCACGUCGUUUUCAGGCAGCAUGAACUCUCUCCCAGGAAGAGCCGCACUGUCUCUGUGCUGGCGCACGGCAGCGGGCGGGAUGAGGGUCUUCGCCGGCUCCCCGGGUCACCCUGCGGGGAUCCGGUGUGCGGACCGGGCCUCUUUCCAGGCGGUGCGGGUCUGCCACUCCCGGACAAACCGCAAGGGCAGCGUCAGCACCAAGAAGCGCGGCUACGACAUCACCAGAAACCCACACCUCAACAAGGGAAUGGCAUUCACCCUGGAGGAGCGCCUACAACUGGGCAUCCACGGCUUGCUGCCCCCCUGCUUCCUCUCCCAGGAUGUGCAAGUCCUGCGCGUCAUGAAGAGCUAUGAAACACGCACCAAUCCUCUGGACAAGUACAUCCUGUUGAUGACUCUGCAGGACAGGAACGAGAAGCUCUUCUACCGUUUGUUGACUUCUGACAUCGAGGAGUUCAUGCCCAUCGUGUACACCCCCACUGUCGGGUUGGCCUGUCAACAGUACGGACUCGCCUUCAGGAGACCACGAGGUCUCUUCAUCACCAUCCAUGAUAGAGGUCACAUCGCCACCAUGCUCAACUCCUGGCCAGAAGAAGACAUAAAGGCCAUUGUGGUGACAGACGGGGAGCGUAUCCUCGGCCUGGGCGACCUGGGCAGCUAUGGGAUGGGGAUUCCUGUUGGGAAACUGGCGCUCUACACAGCCUGUGGAGGUGUUCGCCCACAGCAGUGUCUCCCAGUGCUGCUGGACGUCGGCACUGACAACCAGACACUGCUCAAUGACCCCCUGUACAUUGGACUGAAGCACAAGAGAAUCCGAGGAAAGGAGUACGACGACCUGAUCGAUGAGUUCAUGCAGGCGGUGACAGACAAGUACGGGAUGAACUGUCUGAUUCAGUUCGAGGAUUUUGCCAACAGCAACGCCUUUCGCAUCCUCAACAAAUACAGGAAUCGAUACUGCACCUUCAACGACGACAUCCAAGGCACAGCGUCAGUAGCUGUUGCCGGGAUCUUAGCCGCUUUGAAGAUCACCAAGAACAAACUGUUAGACCACACAUUUGUUUUCCAAGGGGCAGGCGAGGCUGCUCUGGGUAUCGCUCACCUGCUGAUAAUGGCCAUGGCCAAAGAGGGAGUAACAAGAGAAGAAGCUGCCAAGAGGAUCUGGAUGGUGGACUCGAAAGGUCUCAUUGUGAAGGGAAGAAGCCAUCUGAACCAUGAGAAAGAGGAGUUUGCCCACGAGCACCCACACCUGAAGACCCUGGAGGAGGUUGUAAAAACCAUCAAACCCACCGCAAUCAUAGGCGUGGCUGCUAUUGGAGGAGCGUUUACUGAGAACAUUAUCAAAGACAUGGCGUCCUUCAACGAGAGGCCGAUCAUCUUUGCCUUGAGUAACCCUACCAGCAAGGCGGAGUGCACAGCAGAGCAGUGCUACAAGCUCACGGAGGGUCGGGGCAUCUUCGCUAGCGGAAGUCCGUUCGACAAGGUGACGCUGGCUGAUGGACGCACCUUCUACCCCGGACAGGGAAACAAUGCUUAUGUGUUCCCUGGAGUCGCUCUGGGUGUAAUAGCCUGCAGAGUGCGCCACAUAUCUGAUGACAUCUUCCUCACCACAGCAGAAGCAAUAGCUGACAUGGUAACAGAGGAGCACUUGGCUGAGGGAAGACUUUAUCCUCCUCUGAACACCAUAAGAGAAGUGUCCUUCAAGAUUGCAGUGAAGAUUGUCAACUAUGCAUACAAACACAACAUUGCAUCGGUGUAUCCCGAGCCUAAAGACAAGGAGGCGUUUGUGCUGUCUCACGUCUACAGUCCUGAUUACGACUCCUUCACUUUGGACACAUACAGCUGGCCAUUGGAGGCCAUGAGUGUCCAGGACGUGUGAUCCUAACCAUCUUUGUCUCUGUCUAAACUCAACAUGCUGCCGUGGCAUCACAUACUAUUUUUUCGUUUCAUCCGUACAGAAACUUAGCCAAUGAUUCUUUGCCUUUUGUUGUUGUUGCUCUUGUUUGUUUCUUCUUCCCUGAUUUGUUCAGUUCAACACACAGCACAUAGGUUAGAUGCCCAGAAAUAAGUCAACCAAACACUGCAUAAUAGUGAAUAUGUUAAGGAUUCUCUAUGUCGACUUUUCAUGUACAAUCUGCUUUUUAUUUUUCUAGUGCCGUACAUUUAUUUUUAAUUUUUUUUAUCAGUUCUCUGAAGGUCUGACUGAAAAAAAACUUUUUAUAUUCGCACAUCAUAUCGAACAUCAUAAGCAUGUCGUCUAUAACUCUAACUACAACUUAAACUACACUUCUUUCACUAGAUUUUCCAGCUAAGAUGUUGUAGUAUUUAGUGCGUGCAAUGAUUCUAAAUCUGUUUUUCGGAGAUGGAUCUGAGCUGGUGCAUGAAAGUCGAAGUCGUGGUUCACUGUAACACACAAUGUUCUCUCUGGUUUUGACACAGUCGAACAGAGGACUCAUUUUGAAGCUUCAUCUAAAAAAAAAAAAAAUUCUGACAGAAACUCUCAGUGCCUCCUUUGUGACCUCAGGACAU
Toxotes jaculatrix (banded archerfish) is the source of this 2678-nucleotide messenger RNA. RefSeq names its product malic enzyme 3, NADP(+)-dependent, mitochondrial (gene me3). The record is from RefSeq and is a predicted model, not a curated record. NCBI's taxonomy places the organism in Eukaryota, Metazoa, Chordata, Actinopteri, Toxotidae. The coding region runs from base 172 to 2028 and encodes 618 amino acids. Gene Ontology annotation, biological process: pyruvate metabolic process; malate metabolic process. Gene Ontology annotation, cellular component: mitochondrion. The transcript has 15 exons. Gene Ontology annotation, molecular function: malate dehydrogenase (decarboxylating) (NADP+) activity; malate dehydrogenase (decarboxylating) (NAD+) activity; NAD binding.